Molecule: messenger RNA, 4533 nt
Organism: Epinephelus fuscoguttatus (brown-marbled grouper)
Lineage: Eukaryota; Metazoa; Chordata; Actinopteri; Perciformes; Serranidae
Product: receptor-interacting serine/threonine-protein kinase 2-like
Exons: 11
Coding region: 11-1819 (602 amino acids)
Biological process (GO): regulation of apoptotic process; protein phosphorylation; positive regulation of canonical NF-kappaB signal transduction
Molecular function (GO): ATP binding; JUN kinase kinase kinase activity
Source: RefSeq, a predicted model, not a curated record
GACCUAGUGGAUGAUAAAUCCUCAGAGACUUCCCGUAAAAGGCUCACAAACUGCUAUGGAGCCGCACGCGGCUAUGGGCUGUAUGAACAUUGGCAGUCUGACCAGCACCUUGCCGGUGAUCCCUUACCAGAAGCUGACCGACCUGUACUACCUGAGCAGAGGAGGCUUCGGCACCGUGUUCAAGGCGCAGCACUCGGACUGGAGGACCACUGUGGCCAUCAAGUGCCUGAAACUCGACUGUCCUGUUGGAGAAAGAGAAAGGAACUGCCUGCUGAAGGAGGCCGAGGUGCUCCACAAAGCCAGGUUCAACUACAUAAUCCAGAUCUUUGGCAUCUGCAACGAACCCGAGUUCUUCUGCAUAGUCACCGAGUUUAUGAGCAAUGGCUCUCUGGACCUGUUGCUCCACGAGAAAGACAUGUACCCCACACUCGCCUGGCCUUUGCGACUGAGGAUCCUGUAUGAGAUUGCCCUGGGGGUUAACUUCCUUCACAACAUGAAUCCACCUCUGUUACAUCAUGACCUAAAGACGCAGAACAUACUGCUGGAUGGUGAAUUUCAUGUUAAGAUCGCAGACUUUGGCCUCUCAAAGUGGCGACAGCUGUCCGUCAGUAAAGGCUCGGGGUCCAAGCCCACAGAGAUGGGAGGCACAGUCAUCUACAUGCCCCCCGAGAAGUAUGAACCAUCCAAGAGCCGCCGGGCUGAUGUGAAACACGACAUGUACAGCUACGCCAUCAUCAUGUGGGAGGUGCUGUCCAGGCAGAUUCCAUUUGAAGAGGUGACCAACCCCAUGCAGAUCAUGUUCAGCGUGCUCCGUGGGAUACGUCCUGACACCAAUCUGGAAAGCCUGCCUGCUGACAUCCCCAGCCGAGACACGCUCAUCAGUUUGAUGACCAGCGGCUGGACCUCUAACCCUGAUGAGAGACCCUCCUUCCUCAAGUGUUUGAUUGAGCUGGAGCCCAUGGUGAGGAAGUUUGACGAAAUUGACUUCCUGGAGGCCGUGUUGGAGAUCAAGAGGUCAAAGUUGAUGCACGGAUCAGGCUGUUGUUCAGCCCAGCCACGGAGUGAGAACAGGAGUGAUGAGGAAUCCCUGGACAUCAUGAAAAACAGGCGCAGCCCCUGGCCGGAGAGCUCCACCUCAGGCUCAGGCUCUUGUUCCUCCCAGGACACAGACAUAUCUCUGCCAGGUGCCCUCAGCAGCAGCAACGCUGAGCCUUCUAAAGAGGGGCUUCCAUCGUCGUUUAUAGCUCAUACUCUAGAGCCUCCCGAGUCUUUGAAGGAUGACUGUGAUGUCAACAAUCAGAACGGCUGCCAGAGUCCCAGGCCCAUGAACAAUUUGAACAUACCUCUGAAACCAGGCCUGCCUGCCUCUGAGUAUGAGACACGGCUGGAUAACCUCACCCUCAAGCCUCAGCCGCAGCCAGAAGGUGAUUACUCUCCUCCUCUCCUGCGGCACUCCCCUCCCUCACAAGGCACAAUUGCCCAGUGGAUCGCGUCACGGCGUGAGGAGAUCGUCACCCAGAUGACAGAGGCCUGUCUGAACCAGAGCUUGGAUGCCCUGCUGGCUCAAACCAUGCUGAUGCAGGAGGACUAUGAGCUGAUUUUGACCCAGCCCACGCGCACUGCCAAAGUCCGUCAGCUCCUGGAUAACUGUCACCGACAAAAUGAAGACUUCUGCCGCAUUGUUGUCCGCAAGCUUUACGACAACAAACAAAAUCGCCUGCAGCCGUACCCUCCUGAAAUCAGCUCCCCGACUUUCGUCCCUAGCGCGCCGCCGCUGUCCAUGCCCUACAGUAUCACCAGGAGCAGAGUGCAGCAGUAGCAGCGGUCAGAGCCAAACAAUUGAAAUAAUCCAGAUCAUAGACUGUGCCAACUUUACACUACACUGAACUACUGGUUCUGUUGUCGUCAAGGUGGUCACCAGGGUUCCUGUCUGUCUUUCACUUCAAGAGACUGAGAAACUGAGAGCUGGGUGAACAAGGUACAGAAGUCAGCUGCUGGUUUUGAAGAAGACCCACUCACCAGAGGCAAAAGAUUUUAUUUAUAAUCAAAAGAUUUUGACGGAAUCAGUGAUUUUAUUUAAUAAUGUUAUGAUUUAAUGAGGUGAUUUAUUUAUGGUCCCUUCAUUCUGAGUGGAUGUAUCGCAGGGUUUCUCUCUUUUUGGUAUUAUUUUACUUUUUGGUAUUUUAUACUUUUGUCUCCAAAGCUCAGUUACCAUUAUGUGGAAGUGUAAUUAUGUAGCCCAGUAUUUUGUGUGUUUGCGUGAGUGUGUGAGUGUGUGAGUGUGUGCAGCCUUAUUUGUACAGUGCAAACAUCCUCGAUACGCUCAGUUAAACUGGGUAAGUGACAGGAGGACUGUUACCAUGCUGGAAAACCUGCAGCAAAAAAAGUUAACUCCUAUUAUAGCAAUCUUAAAGUAUCAUGUAGUCCUAUUUUGACGAUAUUUAGCACCUGAGUGUUUAAGUAUGAGGCCCUCCAGCGUCUUUGUAUUGAAGCACAUGACCUACAUUCAGUCGGUGAGAAAAUACAGUCAAGUGCCGUGCGGCAAUGACUUCAGGGCAAGUGGCAGAUAAUUACGCGGUCUUUGAGGUUAAUGUCUUCACCUAACCUGAAGUGUUGGAAUAAGUUGUGAACAUGUGACUGUAUGGAAAGUUUUUGUCCCAGCCUACGCACUUUUUCCUCCCCCUUUUUUUUUUUUUCUUUUACUGCUGAGCUAAAGAGAGUCACUGGGAGCAAAGAGGAAGUUGAGAUUGUAAUACAACACUCAGACUGAGAGGGAUGUGUGUGUGUCUGCAUGUCUAGAUUAAAAAUGGACCAAAGUGUUCUCAUUUCUUUUUGGUCUUCUCAGUAGCGGCCUCUUAAUAAUGUUCACGUCAGACUCAUCUGGACACUUUUAAAGUUACAGUUAAUCCACAUACUUCACAUUUCUGAUCCUGCUGAGCUGCUCUGCAGCACGUGAACAGAGAGCUUUGCUUGUAGCAACCUUUAUAUAGUACAGUCUGAGCAGUCACUGCUCAGUUUAUCACUCUUGACUCUUUUUCUACUGUAGCUGUGCUUCCUGAUCUGCUCAAAACAACAGUUACACCUGUUUAUAAAGUAGGUUUCUCUCCGUUUCUUAUAUCUACAGUAACAUUCAGCACGGCGUGAUCCUAUUAAACGCAAGGAAAUACACAUAUUCUCAUGAAGACGGUAGCACCAGUUUGUCGUUACAUCAUUCAUUCACAUAGUGUAUACUGUAGGUUCUGAUUUCUGUUUCCUUGACACAGUCGUUACUGUCAGUCGCCCUUACAGCCAUGUUUGUAUAUGUGUGUGUGUGUCAUAGGACAGCAACUGACGAUUAUUUUCAUCAGUGGUUAAUUUCAUGAUUAUCGAUUAACGAUCACAUUCUCUGGUUUAUAAAAUGUCAGAGAAAGGUAUGAAGUGUCCAAAACCCAAAUAUAUUCUGUCAACUGUCAAAGAAGACAGUGAAUUUUGCUUAAAAAAUAAUAAUUAAUUGGUUAGUAUGACGCCCCUAAAGUCCCGAAAGGUGAAUUUCUUUUAUUUAUAAUUAACUUUUUCCCACCAGAUAAUAACCUCUGCGCAUAAACUGUUAUCUUGUGGGAACAUCACCUAGUGCACAUAUGAUAAUAACUAGUUCCAACAAGAUAAUCAUCCUGUGCACACAAGAUAAAAUAACUACACCUUUCAGGACUUUAGGAGCUCUGGGGAUUAUCAAAACAGUUGCAGAUUGAUUUUCAGUCAAUUAACAGAUCAAUUUACUGACCUACCGAUCUCAUUAAGGGCCUUACUGUUUCCAUCACUGCCUUCACUUCCUCAAAACAGGUGCUUAAAUCACAGUAUUGUAGCUGCGUCACUCACUGUCUGUACAUAACCUUUGUUUUGUUCCCCAUCAUUAAGUCCAAAGUAAAUUAUAGUUCAAUAAAGAGCUAAAACACACACACACACACACACACACACACGGAGUUGGAGCCAUGGCAGGUCAUUUUUAGUAAGACACAUUGUUACAAGAAAUCAUACAUAAUUAUAUCAUUUAAAUAAAUGACAACAGGAAGGCCGAACGAGGUCGAUAUGUUUCCAUAACGUUGGACUUGUAUUGCCUUGUCGUUGAUAACUGUGCCUCACAUUCUGCUUUUGGUCUCGACUACAGAAACAUAUGAAAGCCUUUUACACACAUAUCAAGAAUUGUUUAAAAAAGAAAUGCUACAAAAUUGAUAGCUUAAAUAUGUUGUAACAUAUUUUGUACUGUAGAUGAUAGUUUCAUCUUUUUACAUAUAUGUGUGUGUGUGUGUGUGUGUGUGUGUGUGUGUGUGCGCACGUGUAUUUUCAUUUGUGAUCUGUUGUUUGGAACUCAUGUUUUUGUUAAUUGAUGAUUUGAUAUUCGUAGAAUUGCUCAUGUCAUUAUGAGUGUCAGUUGGUCACGCAGUAAUAUCAUGUGUUAAUGAACGUUCAGUUGAUGUGUAGCUGUGGUUUCAACAGAAACUAGGAGUUUUCAUAUAUUGCAUCAAACUCUUCAUUAAAAUGGGUUCUUUGUUUUUA